Molecule: messenger RNA, 2043 nt
Organism: Lachancea meyersii CBS 8951
Lineage: Eukaryota; Fungi; Ascomycota; Saccharomycetes; Saccharomycetales; Saccharomycetaceae
Source: the annotation of a GenBank genome assembly
AUGUUACUCUUGAGCCAAAUGCACUGGGUGGCACUCGCUAUGCUGGCUCGGUUCUCCGAAGCCCUCUACACCGCCCAAGAUUAUGCGGUAUCACCAGACCUUUUGCCGGGACUUUCCUCUGUCCAAGACCCCAACUUGAUCCCACAAAUGUACGCUGGUCACAUCCCACUGGGACCAGAGGAUGACGAGAAUGUUGGGAACUAUUUUUUCUGGAAGUUUCACGACAAUUCGGGUCGUGCAAGUGAAAAGGCCAAUAAUACCUUAAUAUUCUGGUUGAACGGUGGCCCUGGAUGUUCUUCCAUGGAUGGUGCGCUAAUGGAAAGUGGUGCUUUACGAAUCGACUCAGAUGGAAAAGCCUACUUGAAUGAAGGUGGCUGGCACACUCGGGGUGAUGUUGUUUUUGUCGAUCAGCCAGCGGGAACUGGAUUUUCAACCGUAGGCGCCAAUAAAAAGUACGAUAGCGAUUUACUGGAUGUCUCACAGCACUUCUUGAAUUUCCUUCAUAAUUACUUUCAUGUUUUUCCUGAUGACUUGGCCAAAAACGUCAUUCUUGCUGGUGAGAGUUACGCAGGCCAAUAUAUUCCCUACUUCGCACAGGCUAUACUGAACAACAAUUCCGAGGAGGAAAGUACUAAAAUAAAUCUUAAGGCACUUCUUAUCGGAAAUGGAUGGAUGGACCCAAAUCGCCAAUCUCUCUCCUACAUUCCAUUUGCUUUUCAAAAGGGCCUUAUUCAAAAAGGAGAUUCUAGACUUUCGAAACUCUUAAACCAACAAGAGCUGUGCCAAAACAAGUUGAACUCAGACCAUGAUGACCGUUUUUCAUUUUCUGAAUGCGAUGACAUACUAGGUGUUCUCCUUGAUGUUACCAGGGUAAUGAAAGAUUCUGAAGGCAAGAACGUCGAUACCAAUCAACAAUGUACCAACAUGUACGAUCUACGCUUGAAGGACUCAUACCCUUCCUGUGGUAUGAAUUGGCCAGCUGACUUGCCCAACGUGGCCAAAUUUUUUGGAACCACGGGAGUAAUAGAAGCACUACAUUUGGAUUCGGAAAAGGUCCCAAAUUGGCACGAAUGCGAUGACAAGGUUUCCGGACACUUGACAAAUCCAACAUCAAGAGCUUCUGCACAUAUUCUUCCCUCAAUUUUGGAGUCUGGAUUGGAGGUAGUUCUCUUUAACGGCGACCAAGACAUCAUUUGCAACAACCUCGGCGUCGAAACGCUGAUCAGCGAGCUUUCGUGGAACGGCGAAAAGGGCUUCACGGUUAACAUGCAGUACUAUGAUUGGAUGUACAAGGAGGAACAGAGCGACAACAUCACGUCAGCUGGAUUUGUAAAAUAUGAAAGAAAUUUGACUUUCAUCAGCGUUUACAAUGCCUCUCAUAUGGUACCCUUCGACAACAGCCUUGUCAGCAGAGGCAUUGUUGACAUCUAUUUGAACGAUGUCGAACUUGUUCAGGAAGAUGGAGGAGAUACUUUGAUCAGCGAAAGCUUUAGCGCAGACGAUUCCACGCCUCAGUUGGAUUGCGAAGGUGUUGAUAAAGAUUCCGAGGAAUGCCGUGCCCUAGCGACCGAAGCCAGCAAUACUGACGUGGAUGAAGGAGAAGGUGAUGAAAAUCAAGGAAACAAAGAGACUGAUACAGAAGACGAAGACGACGAAGACGACGAAGACGACGACGACGACGACGACGACAAAGAAGACGAUGAGGGAGAUGAAGAAAAUGAUUCCGAAGACGAAGUCAACUCGGAACCUUCCAAGGACUCCCAUAGGAUCAAGGUCGCUAUUGUGUCUAUGUCAAUUUCCGCAGCCAUUAUAGCGGGGUUGUAUUUCAUGUUCCGGGAUCGAUUCCGCCCCAAGCUUCGUGCCAUACUGGUGGACUCGAAAACUAAAUCAACGCAACGGAAGAAAAAUGUGUCCUGGGCCUCUGACUUGGAGCAAGAUGCAGGCGACUUAAAGGACCCUCCUUUAGCCUCCAAGCAAAAGGAUGGGUAUUCUAACGUUCCUACAGAAGAACCCAGAGGUUCUUUUGAGCUCGACGAUCUUUGA